GCGGCGGCGGAGCGCAGGCCUCGUGCCGUAACGGCCAUCUCCGUGGCCGCGGCGGCGUCUUGGUGUCCUCCUCAGGUGACUGGAGCCGCCCGGGCUCGGCACAAGGAAGUGCUGAAAAAUGGCAGAAGAAGUAGUGGUUGUAGCCAAAUUUGAUUAUGUGGCCCAACAAGAACAAGAGCUGGACAUCAAGAAGAAUGAGAGAUUAUGGCUUCUGGAUGAUUCUAAGUCCUGGUGGCGAGUUCGAAAUUCCAUGAAUAAAACAGGUUUUGUCCCUUCUAACUAUGUAGAAAGGAAAAACAGUGCUCGGAAAGCAUCUAUUGUGAAAAACCUGAAGGAUACCUUAGGCAUUGGAAAAGUGAAAAGGAAACCUAGUGUGCCAGACACUGCAUCUCCGGCUGAUGAUAGCUUUGUUGACCCAGGAGAACGUCUCUAUGACCUCAACAUGCCUGCCUAUGUGAAGUUUAACUACAUGGCUGAGAGAGAGGAUGAACUGUCACUGAUAAAAGGGACGAAGGUGAUCGUCAUGGAGAAAUGCAGUGAUGGGUGGUGGCGUGGCAGCUACAAUGGACAAAUUGGAUGGUUCCCUUCAAACUAUGUAACUGAGGAAGGUGAUAGUCCUUUGGGUGACCAUGUGGGUUCUCUUUCAGAGAAAUUAGCAGCAGUUGUCAAUAAUCUAAAUACUGGGCAAGUGUUGCAUGUGGUACAAGCUCUUUAUCCAUUCAGCUCGUCCAACGAUGAAGAACUCAAUUUUGAGAAAGGUGAUAUAAUGGAUGUUAUUGAAAAGCCAGAAAAUGAUCCAGAGUGGUGGAAAUGCAGGAAGAUCAAUGGAAUGGUUGGUCUGGUGCCAAAAAACUAUGUUACCAUUAUGCAGAAUAACCCAAUAACCUCAGGCUUGGAACCAUCACCUCCCCAGUGUGAUUACAUCCGGCCUGCGCUCACUGGAAAGUUUGCUGGCAAUCCGUGGUAUUACGGCAAAGUCACCAGGCAUCAAGCAGAAAUGGCAUUAAAUGAAAGAGGGCAUGAAGGAGAUUUUCUCAUUCGUGAUAGUGAAUCUUCGCCAAAUGAUUUCUCAGUAUCACUAAAAGCACAAGGGAAAAACAAACAUUUUAAAGUCCAACUGAAAGAGACUGUCUACUGCAUUGGGCAGCGUAAAUUCAGCACCAUGGAAGAACUUGUAGAACAUUACAAAAAGGCACCAAUUUUUACAAGUGAUCAAGGAGAAAAGUUGUAUCUUGUCAAACAUUUGUCAUGAUACUGCUGAUCAGAAGUGACUGCUGUACAGCUUUAAUUUGUCAUGCAAUUGAAGACUGAGAAAAUGUUGGCUCGAUUGUGCUCAAUUGGAAAUUGCUGUUUCUAACUGUGUGAGAACUGACUAUAAUACAUAAGUAUUUUUACUAUAACUAAGCCCAUGCAUAUCAACUACAUAUGCAGUGCACCUGCAUAGAACAGUUCUUUAUCCUUGGUCUUCUGUUUUACUGUUCUCUUCUUUGCUGUUUUUCUCUUUAUGUCUAAUACUAAGGUUUUGUAUUUUGGAAAAAAAAAAAAAAGUAAAUACUGCAGAUCAGAAGUCUUUAUAUGGGAGAAUUCCUUUAUUUCCUUGUAAAGGCACCCUAUUAGUUCUGCCAUGGUUUCUCGUCAGAUCAGGUUAUAGCUAUCUAUGGCAUAUGCUAAAAUAAAUUUCUUGGAGAGCGUUAAUCUUUUCUGUGACUACAUAGCAAUAAUAAAUGGGAAAUUAGAAAUUA
Molecule: messenger RNA, 1742 nt
Organism: Castor canadensis (American beaver)
Lineage: Eukaryota; Metazoa; Chordata; Mammalia; Rodentia; Castoridae
Gene: Nck1
Product: NCK adaptor protein 1
Biological process (GO): negative regulation of PERK-mediated unfolded protein response; positive regulation of endoplasmic reticulum stress-induced intrinsic apoptotic signaling pathway; positive regulation of translation in response to endoplasmic reticulum stress
Cellular component (GO): cytoplasm
Molecular function (GO): receptor tyrosine kinase binding; ephrin receptor binding; signaling adaptor activity
Source: RefSeq, a predicted model, not a curated record